CCUCCUCUCUCUCUCUCUCUCUCUAUACCCCCCACCAUUUGCGUACCAUAAAACAACCAAUUCAUCAUACAUCUCCAACCCCUGCCAUGGACAUGGUGGAGAUGUCUAACGAUAAUAAUCACAACAACAAUCCUCCCACUUCUCGCACCAAAGACUUCUUCGCCUCUCCCGCUCUCUCCCUCAGCCUCGCUGGGAUAUUUCGCGAUGCGAGAGCAAACGCUGUUGGGCCGGCGAGUUCGGAAGGAGAGGAGGGAAGCUGUGGUGGAGGUGGAAGAAGAGAUAUUGAUCCGACGGUGGAGAUUAGUAGUGAGAACUCGGGGCCGGUGAGAUCAAGAUCAGUGGAUGAGGAUUUUGAUAACGAACUGGGAGAUCAUGAUCUUGAUGAUUUUGACGAAGACGAUGACGAUGGAGACAAGAAGAAAAAGAAGAAGAGAAAGAAAUACCACCGACAUACUUCUGAACAAAUCAGAGAAAUGGAUGCGCUAUUUAAAGAGUCACCGCACCCAGAUGAGAAACAAAGGCAGCAAUUGAGCAAGCAAUUGGGCCUGGCUCCUCGCCAGAUCAAGUUUUGGUUUCAAAAUCGUCGAACCCAAAUCAAGGCUAUACAAGAACGCCAUGAGAAUUCCUUGUUGAAAAAUGAAAUAGAGAAACUAAGAGAGGGCAAUAAAGCCAUGAGAGAAACCAUAAACAAAGCUUGUUGCCCCAACUGUGGCAUGGCUACUACUAGCAGAGACGCAAGCAUAACAACUGAAGACCAACAAUUACGCAUAGAAAAUGCCAAGCUCAAAGCCGAGGUCGAGAGGCUUCGAAAAGCGAUAGGAAAAUACUCUGCAGGAGCUACGGCUUCUUGCUCAGAAAAUGAGCAAGAAAACAGAAGCUCAUUAGAUUUCUACACUGGAAUUUUUGGGCUUGAGAAGUCGAGAAUUAUGGAGAUUGCGAAUCAAGCAUUGGAAGAGCUCAAAAAGAUGGCUACAGCAGGAGAACCACUGUGGAUUCGAAGCUUGGAGACGGGGCGCGAAAUACUUAAUUAUGAUGAAUAUGUGAAAGAGUUUAAGGUUGAAUAUUCAAGCAAUGAGAGGCCCAAGAGAUCGAUCGAGGCGUCGAGAGAGACUGGUUUUGUUUUUGUCGAUCUGCCAAAACUAGUACAAAGCUUCAUGGAUGUGAAUCAAUGGAAGGAAAUGUUUCCAUGCAUAAUCUCAAAAGCCGCCACGGUCGACCUUAUCAGCAAUGGUGAAGGUGGUACUAAAAAUGGUGCGGUACAAUUGAUGUUUGCAGAGCUACAGAUGCUCACGCCAACGGUGCCCACAAGAGAAGUGUAUUUUGUCAGAUAUUGCAAGCAACUGAGUUCUGAACAAUGGGCAAUUGUCGAUGUUUCAGUAGAUAAGGUUGAAGAAAAUAUCGAUGCUUCACUGUCAAAAUGCAGAAAACGCCCUUCCGGUUGCAUUAUUGAGGAUAAAUCAAAUGGUCACUGCAAGGUGAUUUGGGUGGAGCACUUGGAAUGCCAGAAGAGCCCAGUUCACAGCUUGUAUCGGACUGUCGUUAAUGGCGGUCUGGCCUUUGGGGCAACGCAUUGGAUCGCCACAUUACAGCUCCAGUGUGAAAGGCUUGUUUUCUUCAUGGCAACCAAUGUUCCUACCAAGGAUUCAAGUGGUGUUGCCACACUGGCUGGGAGGAAGAGCAUUUUGAAGUUGGCACAGAGAAUGACAUGGAGCUUUUAUCACGCAAUCGGGGCGUCAAGCUACCAUACAUGGAACAAGGUCACAAGCAAAACAGGGGAGGACAUAAGGAUUUCUUCCAGGAAGAACUUAAACGAUCCUGGCGAACCUAUCGGGGUGAUCCUGUGUGCAGUUUCAUCUUUGUGGUUGCCUGUCUCUCCUCAUGUCCUGUUCGAUUUCUUAAGAGAUGAAGCUCAUCGACAUGAGUGGGAUAUCAUGUCAAGUGGAGGUCCAGCACAAACCAUAGCAAACUUAGCCAACGGCCAAGAUCGCGGCAAUACAGUAACGAUUCAAGCAAUGAAUGUAAAUGAGAAUAGCAUGUGGAUACUCCAAGAUGGCUGCACAAAUGCAUAUGAAUCCAUGGUGGUUUAUGCUCCUGUGAACAUUACAGGCAUGCAGUCUGUGAUUACUGGAUGUGACUCAAGCAAUGUAGCAGUGCUACCUUCAGGGUACUCAAUUCUUCCAGAUGGGAUUGAGUCAAGACCUCAAGUGAUCACAUCUAGGCAAGAGGAGAAGAGCACAGAAGGAGGAUCUUUGCUUACUAUAGCAUUUCAAGUUCUAACUAAUGCAUCUCCAAUGGCCAAACUUACCAUGGAAUCUGUCGAGUCUGUUAACACAUUAAUAUCAUGCACAUUGCGAAAUAUUAAAACAAGCUUAAAAUGCGAAGAUAGUUGAUUGUCGUAGCCUUUAUUAAUUAGGAAACACUUAUGAUUGUUAAAUUAUUAGGGUUUUCUCUAUUCCUCCCCAAGAUUUUUUUUGAAACAGAGGAGGUUAUCUUCUUUCUCUUUUUUUUGUAGAUUUGUUUUACAUCUUCUUCAAUUAGAAUGGACAACAUGGAGUAGCAGAUUUAUUUGUAGCUGGAAUUUUGAGAGUAAUCUACAAAUCUAAAAAAUGAGAUACUC
Molecule: messenger RNA, 2617 nt
Organism: Tripterygium wilfordii
Lineage: Eukaryota; Viridiplantae; Streptophyta; Magnoliopsida; Celastrales; Celastraceae
Product: homeobox-leucine zipper protein GLABRA 2-like
Exons: 11
Coding region: 87-2390 (767 amino acids)
Biological process (GO): regulation of DNA-templated transcription
Molecular function (GO): lipid binding; DNA-binding transcription factor activity, RNA polymerase II-specific; DNA binding
Source: RefSeq, a predicted model, not a curated record